ACCAAUCAUUUUCUUCGUACGAAAUGUGGCUGAAUAGGUUUUUUUUCUAUAGUAAUACUUACCUUGGAUUGUCGGCAUGGACAACAAUGGAAAGCGACUGAAGAAAUUCUGGAUUAUUUACCAAAAAUAUAGUUAGUUGCUGUGAUAUAUUUGGGCAGACGAGAAAACUGAUUUGAAUUUCAAGGGGAAGAUUAAAAUUAAAAAUGGAUGACAAUACAAAAGUAAUGUUGAAGCUGGCUACUUUCUUAGCUCAGCAGAACAACUCUCGUGUCAACAAUACAGGAAACCAAAACCCUCUUACAGAACUGGCUACCCAACUAUUGAUGAAUAGCACUAGUGAAACCCUUGCCAUACCAACGUCUCUGCAAUCACACCCAGCAAAACAACUGCCAUCUCAUCAACCAGACAACAGCACCUCUAGCAUGUUUCAAACACAAGCUUCACCAGUGCCUAUCUCUCAGAACACUUCAUCAAAUCACAUGAAUAAUACUUACAGUGUAAAUGCUUCAUCACUUCAAGGGAACAUCGCAAAUACAAAGAGUUCAGUUCCUAGGGCUAAUGAGAUGAUGUCGCUGAACAAUACUUCAAACAAAGACAUGAUUCCAGUAGCAUCCCCAAUCAACAGAGAUUCUUUUAACGUAAUGUCCCCUGUUAUGGAUCAAGAAAACUUCUCUCCUAUCAACAGAGACAAUUUCCCCAUCAGCAGGGAUACAUUUAACGUGACAACUGCCAACUCUUAUCCUAUCAACUCACCUAUGAAUCACGACACAUUCACCACAGCUUCUUCUGUCAACCGAGAUUCCUUUACAAUGUCAUCCGCAGUCAACAGGGAGUCCUAUCCUGCAACAUCAUCUGGAAAUUCACUCUCAUCAUCCCCAGCGACUAACCGGGAAAUGUUAACUGUAAUGCCGCCAGUAAAUAGAGACACGUUUUCUGCUGCUUCUCCUGUCAACCGAGAAACGUAUCCCAAUAAUCCUGCUAUGAAUAGGGAUACAUUUAACGUCAACCGAGACAACAUGAGUGGGAAUUGUCCUGAGACAAGAGAUUCAUUUUCUUCAGAUUGCUCUGCUACUAGGGUCUCCUUUAACAUAACAUCACCAAGAAAUCGAGAAAAUUACACAAGUACUCCAGUUAUUGGUCGAGACUCGUAUUCGGUAACCUCCCCAGUUAAUAGCGACUCUUACGGAUCUGGGAUGCCAACGAGCCAUGAGUCUUACCAAGUCAGUUCUCCUUCUAACCGAAUUUCUGAAGAUUCUGCUAUGAACUCUUUGAAUAUGAUGCGAGGGGAUAUCUCCAGAAAUACAGCUUUAACAAGAGUUCCUGAUGAGAUGAAUAUGAACCAAGUGGAGGACAUGGUUGUCACUAGUGGCGGUGGUGGUGGAAGUAGUAACGGUAGUAGUAUUAACAGCGGUUUGGGCUCAAUCAACAGUUCAAUGUCAUGCAACCUGUCUUCCAUGAACUCUUCUUCCAAUGAAGUGCAUAUAAACUCUUCAAAUAAUUGUGCCUAUUACAAGCGACCGAUACAAGGAGAAAAGGGACGAUCGUAUCCCCAGCCAGUCAUACUUCGAUCACGACCUCGUCCUGUUAAAGAGAGGUCUAAAAGAGGUCCCAAAGAGAAGGAUUAUUUCAGAACUGCUUUCUUUUGUCUACCAAAUGUGACAGCCCGACUCCCACGCUUUACGUCCUCUGAUCCUCGUGAGCAAGACCUUGUCCUCGAUUAUCAAAAACAAGGUUAUGGUUUCCCAGCAAAAGACUACUUUGAAGGCAAACCUCAGAAGACUUAUAUUCGUCUCAGUCAUGAUGAAGAAAGUUUCCGUUGCUUUCUGUUAAGUAUUUAUCCGAAACUUGAGGGAAAGUAUUAUGAACUUUAUAGAAUUGAUCGGCAGAGAAAUUUGGUUCGCAUUGAAGCUAAGACCCCCCGCGGUAUCAAGAAUGCUAAAUACCAAGGAACGAUCAUCAUUUUGCCCUACCCUGAAGCUUCAAAUCCACCAUCAGCUGUUGUGCACAACCCAAGUAGUAUUGGAGACUUUCCUGUCCAGCUAUGCAAUGAUUCCAUUGAAAAUAUUAAUGAAAACAAUGAAUGUGAAGAAGAAAACAUGAUACCAUCACCAAGUGUCUGUGGUUCCACGCCCCAGCAAUCUCCUUUCAUGCCACCAAACCAUGAAGUAGCUACAUAUGAUCAUAAGGAAUCCUACGAGUUAUCACCUCCAUCUCCAGAACGUGAUAUCAAACCAUUUCAAAGAUUUGAUUCUGAAAAUUCUGAAUUAUUUCAAAGAAUUUCCCUCAUAAAGCAAACUCUUUCCGAAACGAGAAACUUGAAGAUGGAUAAAAGGUCUAUCGUUGGAAAUCUGUUGGAGUUGUAUCGUGCUGAGCAUACCAUCUGUAACUAUGACAUCCGGGUCACAUUUAACAAUGACCCCAAUCUCACUUUAUCGAACGAUCCAUCAUUUCAAACACGUCACAUGUUUUGUAUAUUCUGGAAGAAAAUUUUCAACAAUAAUUUCGUCGGAAAUGAAGAAUACUAUCCAGUCAUAAGUCCCGAGGCUGAAGACGAUAUGUUUGAAAUUCUCGGCCGCAUUCUCGCUCAUGGAUUAAUAUUAUGUAACUAUUGGCCUAUCCAGUUUGCUGUGGCAUCAGCCACCUACAUGCUCUGUCAAGGCUGCUCUGAUGAGCUCAUUUUGAAAUCAUUCACCAAUUGCCUCAGUGGAUUUGAGCAGAGGAUUGUCAUGUCAGCCCUAAAGGAAUCUCGUUCCCAAAUUGGAGAACCAACUUUCUCUUCCACUCUAGAAACCAAUUUAUCAGCAUUUCUAUGGACUAACGGUUGUCAAUUAGACCGACCUGGUCAGCUUCCUGGUAUUUUGUUAAGCAUAGCCAGAAGUUACCUUAUAUACCAACCAUACUGGGCACUUGUGAAGCUGAAAAAAGGAAUGGAACACUGCAGCAAUAAAGUAUUCAAAGAUUGUUCUGAAAGCGAUGUUGAAAAUUUAUACAAAACAUUAACACCUGAAGCAUCUCAAAUUUGCAAAUUAAUCAAGUAUGAGUUUAGUCAAGAAGAAUCUCACCAGGAAAUUGAGAAAACAUUACAGACUUACUUAGAAAAAUUACUUUGGGAAAUGUCAUUAGUUGAACUUGCAAACUUGUUACAAUUGUGGACUGGUGUGAACUGCUUGUCACAACAAACUUUGUUUGUGAAAUUUGUGAACACUUCAGAUCAGUUGCUGUUUCAGAAUCAUAAAUCUCUGCUCCGAAUCCCUCGCAAAAUACAGACAUUUAAAGAAUUUACAGAAUCCAUUCAAUUACUUCUGGAUGGAACAUGAUAAAUUCUGUUUGCAUGAGGGAGGAAAAAGAUUACCUAUUCAUUUAUAUACAUACACACAUACAUAUACAUAUAUAUAUAUAUACACAUGUUUAUUUUCUCCUUUCAUAGAUUUUUCUUUAUUAGAAAUGAAGAUAAAUCUCAGCUAUUUUUGUUGUCUUCUUUUAUUUAAAAAGGUUGGUCUGAUUGUUGUUAUCGAUAUGAAAGUUGCCACCAGAUGUAAACCGAUAAUUUAAAUUACAAUUAUUUUUGAAAUGUAACCUUGCCAAUUCCCUUUGAAUAAUUCAAAAGGAAAGAGGUCCGUAAACUAGUUCCACACUAAGACAUCAACUGAAAAUGCAUGUGCUCCAUCUACCACAUUCACUAUGACCUUGUAUGUAUUAACCAUUAUCACCACCACCAUCAUCAUCAUCAUAUAAAACAGUAAUAAUAAUCUGCAAAGAAACAUUAGGUUGUCUCAAAAAUGCUUAAGGAACCAGCACCAGACUGGAUGCUUUUUAGGAUCUAGUUUGGUACCCAUCAAAGCUAAAAUCGUUCCUUCCAUCUAUACUUAAUAAAACAGCCAAUCAGUAUUUA
Molecule: messenger RNA, 3892 nt
Organism: Octopus sinensis (East Asian common octopus)
Lineage: Eukaryota; Metazoa; Mollusca; Cephalopoda; Octopoda; Octopodidae
Exons: 6
Coding region: 204-3317 (1037 amino acids)
Source: RefSeq, a predicted model, not a curated record